This is a messenger RNA of Dovyalis caffra, 1416 nucleotides long. NCBI's taxonomy places the organism in Eukaryota, Viridiplantae, Streptophyta, Magnoliopsida, Malpighiales, Salicaceae. The record is from the annotation of a GenBank genome assembly.
AUGGAGGAUGAAACAGUGAACAAUGUUAUGUGCCAAUUCACAGACCCAGAAGGGACACCACUUGGAGCUCCUUUGUAUCUUCCUCAAAACGCUGGUCCACAACAACUUCAACAAAUCGUUAAUAAGCUUCUUAACAAUGAAGAGAAGUUACCAUAUGCUUUUUUUAUAUCGGAUCUAGAACUUGUUGUGCCACUUGAAACUUACUUACAAAAAAACAAAGUUUCGGUGGAGAAGGUACUGGCAAUUGUUUAUCAACCACAAGCUAUUUUCCGAAUUCGUCCGGUUAAUCGUUGUUCUGCGACUAUUGCUGGUCAUGCUGAAGCUGUACUUUCAGUUGCCUUUAGUCCUGAUGGGAGACAGUUGGCCAGUGGCUCUGGUGAUACCACUGUUCGUCUAUGGGAUCUUAGCACACAGACACCGAUGUUUACAUGUACAGGUCAUAAGAAUUGGGUUCUUUGCAUUGCAUGGUCACCGGAUGGUAAGCAUCUUGUGAGUGGGAGCAAGGCUGGAGAACUUCAGUGUUGGGAUCCUCAGACAGGAAAGCCGUCAGGAAACCCGCUUGUGGGCCACAAAAAAUGGAUCACUGGCAUCUCUUGGGAACCAGUCCACUUGAAUGCUCCAUGCCAUCGCUUUGUUAGUGCUAGCAAAGAUGGUGAUGCACGCAUAUGGGACAUAUCACUAAGGAAAUCUGUUAUUUGUCUUAGUGGCCACACACUUGCAAUAACUUGUGUAAAAUGGGGUGGAGAUGGAGUAAUUUAUACUGGCUCCCAAGACUGUACCAUUAAAGUGUGGGAAACUUCACAAGGGAAGCUAAUUCGUGAAUUGAAGGGUCAUGGGCAUUGGGUUAACUCUCUCGCAUUGAGCACUGAAUAUGUUCUUCGCACUGGAGCUUUUGAUCAUACAGGAAAAACGUAUUCUUCUCCAGAGGAAAUGAAGAAGGUUGCUUUGGAAAGGUACAAUAAAAUGAAGGGCAAUGCUCCUGAAAGACUAGUUUCAGGUUCUGAUGAUUUCACUAUGUUCCUCUGGGAACCUGCUGUCAGCAAACACCCUAAAACUCGCAUGACAGGUCAUCAACAGCUUGUAAAUCAUGUAUACUUCUCACCUGAUGGGCAAUGGGUGGCCAGUGCAUCAUUUGAUAAGUCUGUGAAGCUAUGGAAUGGCAUUACUGGAAAAUUUGUUGCUGCAUUUCGAGGCCAUGUUGGACCUGUUUAUCAGAUCAGCUGGUCUGCAGACAGUAGGCUUCUUUUAAGUGGGAGCAAAGACUCUACACUGAAGAUUUGGGAUAUACGGACACAGAAAUUGAAGCAAGAUCUUCCUGGUCAUGCAGAUGAGGUAUUUGCUGUUGAUUGGAGUCCAGAUGGCGAGAAAGUAGCCUCCGGUGGCAAGGAUAGAGUAUUGAAAUUAUGGAUGGGCUAG